Messenger RNA from Acanthosepion pharaonis, 1614 nucleotides. NCBI's taxonomy places the organism in Eukaryota, Metazoa, Mollusca, Cephalopoda, Sepiida, Sepiidae. The record is from the annotation of a GenBank genome assembly.
AUGGCUGGAUUAACGCAGUUUUUACCUCAGCCAUCACAGCGAGUGUACGAUCGCGAAGAUGAAGAAGAAGAACGACAAAGGCAUUAUAUGCAACAAAUAUCUGUGAAAAGUGUGCGUUCAGCUCCUCCGUACGGACACAGGAAAGGUUGGAUACCACGUACACAAGAGGAUUACGGAGAUGGCGGGGCUUUCCCGGAAGUUCAUGUGGCUCAGUAUCCCCUAGGUAUGGGCCUUAAAAAAUCUAAUUCGAACUCUUUAGCCGUACAGCUAGAUUCCCAGGGGAAAAUAAAAUAUGAUGCAAUCGCAAGACAAGGACACGGGAAAGACAAAGUUGUGCACUCCAAAUUUCAAGAUCUUGUACCAAAAUUAAUCGACGAUGAAGACCCAGAGUUGGAGCGACCAAAUGAAGAAAAAACUAAGGAGACUACAGAAAAAACACGCCAGGCCCUCGAAAAGAUCGUGUCUAGUAAAAUGUCUGCUGCAAUGCCUGUGCGACACGCAGAUAAACUGGCUCCUGCUCAAUAUAUCCGCUACACACCAUCUCAACAGGGUGUAUCGUAUAAUUCUGGAGCAAAACAAAGAAUUAUUCGGAUGGUUGACGUACAAAAAGACCCAAUGGAACCAGCACGAUUCAAAGUAAACAAGAAAAUCCCCCGCGGUCCUCCUUCCCCACCCGCACCUGUCCUGCAUUCACCAAAUAGAAAAGUGACAGUCAAAGAACAACAAGAAUGGAAAAUUCCUCCCUGUAUUUCAAACUGGAAGAACGCCAAAGGAUAUACAAUUCCUCUGGACAAACGUCUAGCAGCUGACGGUCGUGGCCUCCAAGGGGUACACAUCAAUGAAAAUUUUGCAAAACUAGCAGAAGCUCUGUACAUUGCUGACAGAAAAGCGCGUGAGGCUGUUGAAAUGAGAGCUCAGAUUGAGAAAAAGAUGGCCCAGAAGGAGAAAGAAAAGAAAGAGGGUAACCUGAGAUUGUUAGCUCAAAAAGCCCGUGAGGAACGGGUUGGCAUUCGUCGUGAGGAGAAAGAUGAAGAAGUGGCUGAAAGAGAUGAACUUCGAAAAGAUCGGUCCAAAGACCGACAACGUGAGAAAAACCUUGCUCGGGCAGCACCAAACAAAAGAUCCCGACUUCAGCAUGAACGAGAACGAGAUGUUAGUGAAAUAAUUGCCCUAAAUCUUCCAAAUACAGGUGUAGCCAAUUCACAAGAAGUACAGUUUGACCAGAGAUUGUUCAACCGUUCGAAAGGUAUGGACAGUGGUUUUGGUGAUGAUGAGGUCUACAAUGUCUAUGACAAACCCUGGCGCCAAGAUCGCACUAUUGCUGAUUCUAUCUACCGACCUUCCAAAAAUGCCGAUAAAGAUAUGUAUGGUGAUGAUCUUGAGACAAUCAUGAAGACCAAGAGAUUUGAAGCAGAGAAGGGCUUUGCAGGAACAGACAAGUCCCGCAAACGCGAUGGACCUGUCCAGUUUGAGGAAGAUCCUGAUCCUUUCGGUUUGGAUAAAUUCUUGACAGAAGCCAAACAUGGCGGACAGAAACGCUCAACUCAUGUGGAGUCUCGAUCCAGUAACAAAGAAUAUGAACCUAGUCGCAGCAAACAAAGAAGGCGGGAAUAA